Molecule: messenger RNA, 3236 nt
Organism: Helianthus annuus (common sunflower)
Lineage: Eukaryota; Viridiplantae; Streptophyta; Magnoliopsida; Asterales; Asteraceae
Product: probable sucrose-phosphate synthase 2
Exons: 12
Coding region: 1-3135 (1044 amino acids)
Biological process (GO): sucrose metabolic process
Molecular function (GO): sucrose-phosphate synthase activity; sucrose synthase activity
Source: RefSeq, a predicted model, not a curated record
AUGGCAGUGAAUGAAUGGAUAAACGGGUAUUUAGAGGCGAUAUUGGACAGUAAAUCGUCGAAUAUAGACGAGAACAAGGAGAAUUUGCGCGGACAAGGCCAUUUUAAUCCUACAAAAUAUUUUGUUGAAGAAGUUGUUACAGGAGUCGACGAGACUGAUCUGCAUCGGACAUGGAUCAAGGUUGUUGCCACCAGAAACACCCGAGAAAGGAGUUCUCGACUCGAGAAUAUGUGUUGGCGUAUAUGGCAUCUCACUCGCAAGAAGAAACAGUUGGAAUGGGAAGAUUAUCAACGGGAUGCAAAGCGGAAAUUCGAAAGAGAACAAGGGCGCAUCGACGUAAGGGAGGACAUGUCAGAAGACAUGUUAGAAUCAGAGAAAGGAGAUAUUGGGGAUUUAGGUGAGAGCCCAAAUAAGACUUACCAACACAAUGCUUCUAACUUGGAAACUUGGUCAGAUGAUAGAAAAGAGAAGAAGCUUUACAUUGUCCUCAUAAGUUUGCACGGUUUGGUUCGUGGAGAAAAUAUGGAGCUCGGUCGUGAUUCUGAUACAGGUGGUCAGAUCAAGUAUGUUGUCGAGCUUGCUCGAGCACUAGCUAAGACACCGGGGGUGUAUAGAGUCGAUCUUUUCACCCGCCAGGUGUCGUCACCAGAAGUAGAUUGGAGCUAUGGAGAACCCACCGAGAUGUUGACAGCAGGCUCGGAUGACCCUGAUGACGAAGUUGGUGAAAGCAGUGGGGCUUAUAUCAUACGGAUACCAUUCGGCCCUCGUGACAAGUACCUUAGAAAAGAACUACUUUGGCAUCAUAUCCAAGAAUUCGUAGACGGUGCACUUGCUCACAUUCUCAACAUGUCCACAGCGUUGGGUGAACAAAUCGGCGGGGGGCACCCGGUUUGGCCGUAUGUGAUUCACGGUCAUUAUGCAGACGCGGGUGAUAGUGCCGCUAUACUUUCCGGUGCGCUUAACGUUCCCAUGGUUUUAACCGGGCAUUCGCUUGGUAGAAACAAGCUAGAACAACUUCUUAAGCAGGGUAGGCAGUCGAAAGAAGAUAUUAAUUCGACUUACAGGAUUAUGAGGAGGAUUGAAGCAGAAGAGCUUUCGUUGGAUGCCGCUGAACUUGUGAUUACGAGCACUAGACAAGAAAUUGAUGAACAAUGGGGUUUGUAUGACGGGUUUGAUGUCAAGCUUGAGAAAGUUUUACGGGCUCGUUCCAGACAAGGUGUUGAUUGUCAUGGUAGAUUUAUGCCGAGGAUGGCGGUGAUUCCUCCUGGGAUGGAUUUCAGCAGGGUCAUUCAAGAAGCGAAUGAGGCUGAUGGGGAUCCGCCAUUAACGAACACAGAAGGGUCUUCUCCGAAAACAGUGCCAGCAAUAUGGUCAGAAGUUAUGCGGUUUUUGACAAAUCCACACAAACCGAUGAUAUUGGCAUUGUCGAGACCUGAUCCAAAGAAAAACCUUACUACCCUUUUGAAGGCUUUUGGAGAAUGUCACUCUUUGAGAGAGCUUGCUAAUCUUACACUUAUAAUGGGGAAUAGAGAUGAUAUAGACGAGAUGACUGCUGGAAACGCUUGUGUGCUUACAACCGUACUGAAACUGGUGGACAAAUAUGAUCUUUAUGGUCAAGUGGCAUUCCCGAAGCAUCACAAGCAAAACGAUGUUCCAGAAAUCUACCGUCUUGCAGCCAAAACUAAGGGUGUUUUUAUAAAUCCUGCUUUGGUGGAACCUUUUGGGCUUACGUUGAUUGAGGCUGCAGCUCAUGGACUUCCUAUGGUAGCAACUAAAAAUGGCGGUCCGGUUGAUAUUCAUAGAGCACUGAACAACGGGCUGCUCGUAGACCCCCAUGAUCAACAAGGAAUAUCCAACGCGCUACUUAAACUACUAUCCGAGAAGACUUUGUGGCAAGAGUGCCAGAAAAGUGGUUGGAGAAACAUACAUCUAUUCUCAUGGCCCGAACACUGUCACACUUAUCUAACGCGCAUUGCAUCAUGUCGCAUGAGACAUCCUGCAUGGAAAACCGACACCCCUGCAGAUGGAAUGCCAAAAGAAGAAUCCUUAAACGACUCACUCCGAGACGUGCAAGAUGCAUCGUUACUCUUAUCUAUAGAUGCAGAUAAAUCUUAUUCAAUUAACGACUCGUCGGAUGGUGGGGGAGAUAUUCAAGAUCAAGUGACGAGAGUAAUGAGCAAGAUGAAAAAACCUCAAUCGUCCGAUAAAGUCGGUGAGAUGAAUAAUAAUAGUAAGUAUCCGGCGUUGAGGAAGAGACGAAAGUUGAUUGUUAUAGCGGUUGACUGUUACGACAACAAAGGAGAACCGGAAAAAGCUAUGAUUAGUGUUAUACAAGAGACGUUUAACGCGAUAAAAGUUGACGCGCAAUGGGGAAAAGGGGUAGGUGUUGCUAUAUCCACAGCCAUGCCGUUAUCCGAACUAGUGGAUUUCUUGAAAAAAGGGAAUAUUAAGGUGCAUGACUUUGAUGCUGUGGUUUGUAGUAGUGGAAGUGAAGUUUAUUAUCCGGGUACUUGUGAAGAAAACGACGAACUCUACCCGGAUCCUGAUUACGCAACACAUGUUGAGUACAGAUGGGGUUCUGAUGGUAUCAAAAAAACCGUUUGGAAACUGAUGAAUACGCCUGAAGAUAAAGACGGGAAAUCUGGCAAACCUUCAAAGGUGAUUGAAGAAGAUGUGAGAUCUAGCAACUCUCAUUGCCUAUCUUUUCUGAUUAAAGACGUCGAAAAGGCAAGGAAAGUGGAUGAUUUAAGACAAAAGUUUAGAAUGAGGGGUCUAAGGUGCCAUCUUAUGUAUUGUAGAAACUCUACAAGAAUGCAAGUGAUUCCUCUCCUAGCCUCUCGAGCACAGGCGCUAAGGUUUUUCUUCGUUCGUUGGAGAUUAAAUGUUGCGAAUAUGUAUGUGCUCCUUGGUGAAACCGGUGACACGGAUUACGAAGAACUCAUGUCAGGGACCCACAAGACGCUAAUUCUAAAAGGAAUUGUCAAGACAGGUUCUGAAGAGUUGCUUAGAACCAGUGGUAGCUACUAUAAGGAGGACAUAGUUCCUGGAGAGAGCCCGCGCAUCGCCUAUACUAAUGCAACUAAAGCCGAAGAUAUUGCAAGUGCACUAAUUGGGCUUUCUAAAUGUGAUACAUAAAUAUUUGAUGUUAAUUACUUAUCUUUAAUUAUUCUCAAACCUGUUAUAGCCUUUGGUGAUGGAUGCUAAACGCGAUAAUAACAUGUAUCGGUAGUGUCUUA